GAUCCGGUCUCUACUCUCAUGCGCGCAGUGGGCCUUUCACGAUGACUUGGGAUUACUUUGGAUUCUCUGAGCUGCGCAACACGCCAGCCAAUAAUAAUGGCACGGUGGCCAUCAACAACCCGGCUGACAUCUCCGUCAUUGUCGUCUACUUUGUGGUCGUCUUGGCCGUCGGAAUAUGGGCGAUGCUGAGUACCAGCAGGGGGACUGUGGGAGGAUUCUUCCUGGCAGGCAGGAGCAUGGUCUGGUGGCCGAUCGGGGCAUCUCUGUUUGCCAGUAACAUCGGCAGCGGACAUUUUGUGGGCAUCGCUGGCACAGGAGCCGCGACCGGAAUCGCCAUCGGAGGAUUCGAGUGGAAUGCCCUGGUGAUGGUUAUCAUCUUGGGAUGGCUUUUCGUCCCCAUAUAUAUCAAAUCUGGGGUGGUAACCAUGCCGGAGUACCUGAAGAAACGUUUUGGUGGCACGCGUAUUCGCAUCUACCUCUCGGUCCUCUCUCUCGUCCUCUACGUCUUCACCAAGAUCUCGGCGGACAUGUUUGCUGGAGCUAUCUUCAUCAACCAGGCAUUGGGUCUUAAUAUCUACUUGGCCGUCGUGCUGCUGCUCUCCAUCACUGCACUCUAUACUAUCACAGGGGGCCUUGCGGCGGUCAUCUACACGGACACUCUCCAGACCGUCAUCAUGGUGGUGGGAUCCUUCAUCCUCAUGGGCUUCGGUUUCAAUGCGGUGGGGGGUUAUGAUGCGCUGCAGGUUAAGUACAUGGAGGCCAUCCCCUCGAUAAUCCCGGCCAACCUGAGCGCUGCCUGCUACAUGCCCAGAGAGGACUCCUUCCACAUCUUCAGGGACGCGGUGACCGGCGACCUGCCCUGGCCUGGACUGGUGUUCGGACUCAGCAUCCAGGCAGCCUGGUACUGGUGCACCGACCAGGUGAUAGUGCAGCGUUGCCUGUCUGCUAAGAACCUGUCCCAUGUGAAGGCCGGCUGCAUCCUGUGUGGAUACCUCAAGCUCCUCCCCAUGUUCCUCAUGGUCUUCCCUGGCAUGAUCAGCAGGGUGCUAUACACAGAUGUGAUUGCGUGUGUGGACCCGGAGGAGUGUACCAAGUACUGUGGAGCCGCCGUUGGGUGCUCCAAUAUCGCCUACCCCAAACUAGUGGUGGACCUCAUGCCUAAUGGUCUGCGAGGUCUCAUGUUGUCGGUGAUGUUGGCCUCCCUGAUGUCCUCCUUGACGUCCAUCUUCAACUCGGCCAGCACGCUCUUCACCAUGGACAUCUACACCAAGCUGCGCCGCAAGGCCUCCGAGAAGGAGCUCAUGUUGGCUGGCAGGGUUUUCAUGCUGUUCCUGAUUGGUGUGAGUAUCGCCUGGAUACCUAUCGUCCAAUCAGCUCAGAGCGGGAAGCUGUUUGACUACAUCCAGUCCAUCACCUCCUACCUGGCCCCGCCCAUCGCCGCUGUGUUCGGACUAGCCAUCUUCUGCAAACGAGUUAACGAGCCCGGCGCGUUCUACGGCCUGAUGUUGGGUCUGGGUGUUGGCCUGUCUCGUAUGAUAGCUGAGUUUGCGUACGGCACGGGUAGCUGCGCUGCGCCUAGCAACUGUCCCACCAUCAUCUGCGGCGUACACUACCUCUACUUCUCCAUCAUCCUCUUCACGCUGUCCUGCCUCUUCGUACUCUGCAUCUCGCUCAUGACCAAACCCAUCCCAGACGAGAACCUGUACCGCCUCUGCUGGAGUCUGCGUAACAAUACGGAGAAGAGAAUCGAUCUGGAGGCGGAUGAUUGGACGGCUGACCAGGAUGACUCCAGCACCAUGGAGGUGGAAGAGGAUACAGAGGACCCCGGCUGCUGUAAGAAGGCUUAUAACUGGUUCUGCGGGUUUGAGGACAAGAAGGCUCCUCGCCUGAGCGCCGAGGAGCAGGAGGAGCUUCAGAAGCAGCUGACGGACACCACCGAGGUGCCCCUCUGGAGGAACGUGGCCAACGCCAACGCCAUCAUACUCCUCGCCGUCUGUGUCUUCUUCCACGGCUUCUACGGCUAACGUGGAGGGAGCUAACCAGGGGUGCAUAUCUCAAACGCGUACUUGCUAACUACAUUAGCUACUUUGUUGGUUGCAAUGCAAUUUCCCAUUGGCAACUACCGAAGCUGCUAACUGCUAACAACUACGCUCUCAAGAAAUGCAAUCCUUGGAAAAGAGUUAACUACGAGGGAGUUAAUGAGAAGGGAGUUAACGAGAAUUAGGAGAGUUAACAUGGACGUUUACACACCUACACAUGCAAACAUCUACAUACACAUAAGCAAUGCACAUCUACACAUACUGUACAUACAAACACACAAUGAAUACACACACUGUGUACAUACAAGCAUGACUUGUUACAAGCAUGGCUUGAUAUUCAUUGCAUAUUUAAAGCACUUAAGGCUGCCGUGAUGCUCUUAUCUUAGCUGAGGCGGAUCUGUCUGUCUGUCUGUCUGUCUGUCUGUCUGUCUGUGCAGAGUAUAUUUAAAACACUCUACACGAUACUGGUGAAGGGGAUUACAGAGACUCAAAAUCAUCCCUUGGGAAUUUAUUUUUGUUUAUUUCAAUUAUAUGGAAGUACUGUAAAGCAAUCAAGCAAAAGAAAAAAAACAAUGCGCCAAGAAGAUGCACAUAUUAAUGUUUUUUUGAAGAUGCACAUAUUUAUAUUUUCUGAGUCUCACAAUAAUCAUUAGUGAUAUUUAUUGUACAGUAGAUAUACUCCGGUUGAUUCCUAUUCAAUGUGGACCCUCACCAGAUGGGCCAAAGCUGCCAGCUGCCACAAAUGAAUCGUGUUGGGUCCAUUUCAAACUGGUUCCUCCCACCCUCUGCUGCUGCCUGUGGCCUAAGGAACAACCGCGUUGCAUUAAAUAACACGUCUAUCGUCAACGAUGUCUUGCAUCACAAGGCCACAAGCAAAAGGAGAGGACAGGAGGUCCCAUUGCCUUAUCUCUCUCUGCCUCUGUCACAUCCUGAUACAUGGGUUCUACAUUUUUGUUUUCUCCCUGACUGUGCGAAACUAGCUGCGCACAACUCAACCUCUGAUUGUUGGAAACCGCUGUCGCUCACGUGGUUGGCUGCCGGUGUCUUGCCCCUCCCCACAACACCGUGUUGAUAAAAAAAAAACCCAUCUAUAAUGAGAUCAACACAAGGACACCAGGUUAUUAUUGUCUUUGUGUAGACAAAUUACUGUAAUAUAUCUGGCUGAAGGUUUUAUCUCUUCUCUAUACUGGCACCAUACACCCAUGCAGUCCUUUGAAAGGGACCCCCCCCCCAUUCAGUACAUACAGUGUAAUAAGAACCCACUUCUGAGGUGUGCCUUAGGCUAAGGUGCCUGAGACUGUUUCUUCAGCAAAGGCUGAGUUCUACACUGGGCUACCUGUCCAGCUGCCAGUCUUAGGACACGUGUGCCUUUAUGGAUGCUUAGAUUCCUAUAAUAAACUAUUUAUAAUGUUAAUAAAGAACAUCAUGGCAGGCUGUGACAUGAUAUGAUUGUAUUGCGUAAUGUGAUUUAAAAUCCCAGUGCUGUAUGAGUGAAGUUUUAUAAAA
Engraulis encrasicolus (European anchovy) is the source of this 3545-nucleotide messenger RNA. It is a transcript of the gene slc5a1, whose product is annotated as solute carrier family 5 member 1. Bases 42 to 2024 code for a protein of 660 amino acids. The transcript has 15 exons. Lineage: Eukaryota; Metazoa; Chordata; Actinopteri; Clupeiformes; Engraulidae. Gene Ontology annotation, cellular component: plasma membrane. Gene Ontology annotation, biological process: sodium ion transport; transmembrane transport. Gene Ontology annotation, molecular function: D-glucose:sodium symporter activity. The record is from RefSeq and is a predicted model, not a curated record.